Nothobranchius furzeri (turquoise killifish) is the source of this 2018-nucleotide messenger RNA. Lineage: Eukaryota; Metazoa; Chordata; Actinopteri; Cyprinodontiformes; Nothobranchiidae. The record is from RefSeq and is a predicted model, not a curated record.
UAGACCACAGGGUCACAUCAGUCCCAGUGCGUCCCAGCUAACCGCAGCAGGGCUCUGGCUCUGGGUGGUGGUGAUGAACACCUCCAGCUUCAGGCUGACAUAAGAGCUGGACAACAGCCAGACCCUGACAGCUGAUCAUGAGUCAUUGGCCGCUGCCAGCGGAGGCGUGGAGCCAACUGUAACUAAUCUCCUGGAAGGUCCUGCUGCCAGCGGAGCCUCGUGAUGUCUCCAGCCCAAUCAGCUGGAACACGCUGCGGGAUUCGCUUCGGAUGCAUUGCUGCGUUCUGUCCCGCAUCCACGCUUGGCUGACAGCCCGCAGCAUUCCCAGGCAGGUUCCCCCACCGGAGAGCUGUGUUUGAGAGCUCAGCCAUAGAAGUCCCGCUUUCUGCGCUGAAGUCCACUGCUUCGUUUGAGGAGAUCAAAGUUGGUGCAAUGGAGACUUCCGGUGGUGGAGCUGCGGACGCGUACCUGCGCAAGGAUGAAGAGCCCGAUGGUUUUUAUGAUCCGGAACAUCUUCCUCCUCUGCUGGAGGAUGAGGAGAACGUUUCCCUGGCAGACCUUCUCUCUUUGCGGGACAGCUGCCUCUGUGAGGAGGAGGUGUGGGCUGUGUGUGCAGAGUGUGUGCUGGCCCUGCAGAGCAUCAGACCCUCCCACCUCUUCUACACACUGUGCAUCACACCAGACACUCUGGCCUUCAACGCCCAUGGAAACGUUAGCUUCAUGGAGCCGCUCAGUGGUGAGUCUGUAGCAUAAAAACGUUUUUCCUUACUCUGUCUUCUAGCUGGCUGGUUGAUGGCUUCUCCUGUCCUGAUUCAGCUGCUAUGCUGAACGUCUGGAAUGUGAUGACUGGGAACCAAAGCUUGUUCCAGCAGAGUUUUAUUCUAUGAUUACGCACAGCUGGACUAGAGCCACGUGUCCAAAUCCUCCAACUGCAGAUUAGCUUUGGGAUUAAUGAGGAGACACUUUGCUUCAUGUUAAUUAUUGAACCUUGUCCAGGUUCUGUUUGCCCAUUCCUUCCCAAAUAUUCUCUCUUUCAUUGGGUCAGUUCAGCUUUUUCAUGAUGAAGUGGAGGUACCAGGGCCAGUCCUAGAACAUUAGGCACCUUAGGCAGCCACCCAGGUCACCUGUGGGAUGGUCCACCACUGCAUGGUACAAAGAAAUUCCUCCCUUUUCCACUUUUAGGGCUCUGAGGACAUGAUCUAAAGGAUGUGGAUUUUAUUGGAAUCACCUCAAAUGCCCUUCAGACACCAUCAUGUCAUUAAAACUAGGAAUGCUGUGAUCAAAACUCCUGAGCCAACACAAACUUGGUUUCUGUUUGACAUCCCUCACUCACAUAUUUAUGGAGGGACUCUGGCUUUAACCUGCUAAGGGGCUCUCCAGACAUCACACUCUGACCUUUGAGUGAACUUAUGGGGAGUUCCUCCUCAGUGGACAGGGUUCCAUGUAAAUAUUCAUUCUCUCUGCAGGAUGAUGGUUCCAUACAGUUUGGAAAUCACAUUUAAGAUAAUAAUCUUAAACAUCUACCAUUCUAAUUCCCUAUUGGUUGUACCAAUGCGUUCAGGCACAGAGGCGUCUGAAACAGGAAGUCUGGUGUUUCCCACAUUAGUCAACAAUUACAUUAUUUUAUAACACCUUUGCCAUUAUGGCUGUAAUUAUUUAAAUUGCAUGUUAUUUAAUAAGCCAUAAGACAAAAGAUUCCAUAGCAAAUAUGAAAUCCACCUUAUGGAUCUGUGAGGUUAUUGUAACCAGAAAAUUGGAACUUUUUAUUGCAGGGAUUAUGUAACACUUCGUAUUAAUUCAGAGACAACAGAAGAGAGAGUCAGGUUUUAAAAGUUUAAAGAUUUAUUACUAAACAAAUUAAAACUAGACUAACUUAAAGGAGCAUGGGGCAGGAUGAAGAAACAAAACUCAUUAGCGACGCACUCGGCGCUGUGAGUAACUGCAGCCCGGCACGAGAGCGCGCACAAACUCUUCACUAGAAAAAAAAAAGUUACAGUGAUGUACGGCCAGAGCGCGGC